UUACGUUGGUGGUGUGUAUGGUGAGAUCAAAAUUAAAUAGGCCAGAAUCUGAACUAGUGUAGUACAUGAGCACGGCACCGCCUCCAUCAAUAUAUACCAAAAGACAGUGAGCCCCACAUAUGUAACUCAAUUUAAACCAAGAUGGCUGAAGUUACGUACAUUCUUGAUGAUCUAGACUACUACUCCGAGGCUUACCAAACCUUCACUCAUUGUUCAGUCAAGACUGGAGCCAUCCAGGACUGGGUUGAUACAGCAUUUAAGGAAGAGGUCGUUGAGAAACUGUCCAAGAGAUGCCAGUCUGCAGAUCCUCUCAAAGUUUUAGGAAUCGGCAGCGGAGCUGGAAACAUUGACUGUGCUAUGCUGGAACAGCUCCUUCCGACAUUCCCUCGGAUCACCAACACCAUUGUGGAGCCCUCCGAGGCUCAGAACGACCUCUUUAAGAACCUGGUCAAGGAGAAAGAAGAUACUUUGAAGGGAGCGUCCUUUGAGUGGAGAAUGGAAACCUCAGAUCAGUACUUGGACAGGGUCUUCAGCUGUGAGGGCGGUGUUCAGCCACCAAAAUUCCACUUGAUACAUGCAGUACAUGUCCUCUAUUAUGCCGCAGACUUGAAACAGACCCUGAAGAGACUACAUGAUAUGCUUGAAGAUGGAGGCCUCCUUUUUAUUAUCGUCCUGUCUAAGCAUUCCACUAUCAUCAAAGUCCACCGUAAGAUGAACGAGAUUGUGACUGAUAUGAGACCCCUCCUGCUGACCGAUGAACAAGUCGGAGCUGCCCUGGACACCCAGAACAUGCCUUACUCCGGAGAACAGGUCACCCGCUACAUUCAAGGAACGUCCAUCUUUGGCGAGGGCUGUCAGGAGGGUGACCACCUCCUCGACUUCUUGACCCACUCUAAAAAUUUCCGCAAGAUGGCGCCAGACAAUCUCAGGGAGAGUGUCCUCAAGUACUUGAGAGAUCCUGAAUGCUCUAUAGAGAAAGAUGGUGAGGUCCUGGUCUUCAGACACUGGGUGCCCAUGUCUGUCCCCAAGUGAUUGUUCUCUACUGUGGUCCCAACAAUUCCAUUUGAGCAAGGUUAUUAUUUUCCAUCUCAAUCAGGAAAAUAUUUGAUUUUUCAAAAGUAACGCUUAUACAAUUUUAUUUUGUCCAAAAUUCUGGUCACACUUUGAUUGUAAAUUAUGCAGAAGAUACAGAAUGCAAGGUUAUGAUAUAUACAUGUUCUUUUGUAUCAUCUGUCAUCCUGGAUGUUAAUUUUUGAAUUCUCGCUAUCGCCAAUACCCCAAAUGCCCCGAUGUUAGUUUCAUGCCUCCAUUUCAAAUGCACUCUUGGAUAGCUUGGUGACUUAGUCACUUCGGUCUAUUUUGUGUUGCUGUACUGUGCCGUCCGGUCUCUGCAGAUGCCGAGUUGCGCUCCAGCUGGUAUUCAAUAGUUUCUGAGCAACCUGUUUAGUGUUUAUACACAUUGUAGUAGUUGAAUUGUGAUACGUUUCACUUUGUCUUCGGCUUGUUUUCGGAUAGUUUAUCGUAAGCAAUUUUCUGUUCUUUACAAACUGAAUUGUCAGUUGGAAUAUAGUGCAAUACUGUGAAUCUGCUGUGUACUGGUCACACAGAAAUAAACAAAAAAAUGUUUGGAGAUAUCCCUUGAUGAGAGAUGUGACUUAGGUAAUAGUCCGAACAAUCCCUACACUGCUGGCUCCAGCAUAUGUUUUGUAUAGAAGCUUUAACCUAUAUGACCUGUGCAAAUUCCCAGUCAAGUGAUUCUACAUUCUAAUAAUUAAAAAAAAAGUAGAUAUCUUUUUAUGUAACCAAAAAUUAUCUGUCUCACUCUUUCACAAGUCCAACAAAUUGUUGAUUUCAAUCUUGCCAAAUGCAAUAACUAUUUACUUCAUUUAUGCAUUUUAUCUUUACCAAGUUUGAAAUCUUUACCAUGUGUCAAAUCUUUACCAAGUGUCAGAUCGUUUUCAAGUGUCUUAUCACCCUCAUCAGUAUUUACACUCUAGCACAAAAUAUAAGGGAUACAUCCUGUGAUGGUAAUCAUGAAUUUGAUGAAAAAAGUACACCAUUAAAGGGCCCCUCCAAUCAAAAGGGGCUUAAAAUUAAAAAUAAGACAUGUAGAAGAGUUUCCCUUUUUUCAAGCUAUCCCUUGGGAAAGCAGGAAAAAAAACCAGAUAAAUAAGAAUGGGGAAUGCUUCUUGUUAAUAAGUAAAGUAUGCAAAUAUAUGUACUUAAGAAAUGUGUGACUUUUGAAAGUUGAAGUCACUAGUAGUACAUGUACAAAGAAUCUUCAAUCGACUUUGAUCAUGACUUCUAAUGUCAAACAUGAGUAUAUGAGUUAUGUAUAUAACAAGUUACUUGAGAAAAUGAUUUUCUCAAAGUUCUCAUUAUUGGAAAUGUUUUAUGUGUGAAAAUUUAUAGUGAUGUUAAUCAUAGUACAUGUGUAUGUAUAACAA
Strongylocentrotus purpuratus (purple sea urchin) is the source of this 2447-nucleotide messenger RNA. Its product is annotated as histamine N-methyltransferase. The record is from RefSeq and is a predicted model, not a curated record. NCBI's taxonomy places the organism in Eukaryota, Metazoa, Echinodermata, Echinoidea, Camarodonta, Strongylocentrotidae. Bases 142 to 1032 code for a protein of 296 amino acids. The transcript has 4 exons.